CUGCUCCACCGAUAAGGAAAUGUCAAGUAAAAAUAAAUAUUGAUAAAAACAAACACAAACAAAACUUACAUGUAAAUGUCAGCUGUGCGUGUGAAAACUUUGCUACAACCAAUUCACUUUUAGCCCUAUUUUCUAUAAGUAAAUAAAAGCGAAAAUAUUGCUUUCCAAAUUUGUGCCAAAUAUAUCGCGUUUCUUUGGACGUAAAAUGCAAGAAUAUCGCUCUACGCUUGUUAAAUUAUAAAAAAAAAAAAAACGUAAGAACGCGUAAGUGUGCUGAAAGAAAAAAAUGAUGUCGGAGAAGGUGUCUGAAGAUAUUGGCAAUUGCGUACGUCAAAACAUACCGUGGGCAACCGUGCCGAUACACCUAAAGCAGGUGCUGCACAAUAAUCAACUCGACUAUGAAAAAUACGUUUUUAAUUACAGCCUGAAGAACCAGUUACGUUUUCGUGGUAACCUUGCAUCCAAGGUUUUCCGCAACGAACAACGAUACUAUGAAUUACUUGUGCAGAAGAGUAUCAGCGGCUUGUUGCUAUUUCCAUAUCAUUUGGCUGACAUUAUUACGAAAGGACUUCGGGUAACGCCAUUUAACUAUUAUCUUGAUUUAUUAAGUCAAUUGCUCCGCAAUGAUAAGUCAUAUGACACAUUACCAAAUUUCACCGCCGCAGAUUGCUUGCGAGUUUUGGGCAUAGGGCGUAAUGAAUACUUAUCACUGAUAAGCAAUCUGAAGACACAUACAACGCGUGCAUUACUCUUUAGCGCCAAGCCGAAUCCACUAGAUUUCUUGCCACGUUUUCCUGUACGUGUACGUAUAGAGCCGUGGUGGCGUAUCGAAGUUGGUUACGUGUUGGAAGCAGAUAUAAGGUUUGUAACAACCGCAGAACGCAGUCUUAUCGAUGAUCUUAUUGAUUUCGGAUCUCAAACCGCUGGAAAAUGCGAUUAUGGUGUCGUGCAUAGUUUGUAUCGUAAAGGAUUGGUAUAUUUAGAUAUACCCAUAUCAGGUGAAGAUCGUAUUAGCAUACCACCUCUGCGUAAUUUUGUAAUGAAUCGCACAAGUGGUGAUCAUUUCGAAAAUCUACUUUAUAAAAUAUUUGUUAGUGCAGAUGAGCAUAUGACCAUCUCAGAGUUGGCACAAAUGUUGCAAGUCGAUUUGGAUGCAGUUAAGCAAGCGGUAUCACUUCUCUGUCGUUUAGGCUUCUCAAGACGCAAAGACGUCGUCGGCGACAGUCCCAGCAAUGAUAUAAAGUAUCAUGCAAGUUGGGAGCAAUACCAGUUGGAACAAUCGACGACGCGUGAACCACCUCAGAUAACACCGCUCAAUUAUAAUAACUUUAUCACAUCCGAGGCAACAGCUGAACAAACGGAAGCAUCACAAUAUAGCCCUGUUUUAAUAAAAUCGCAGGACAAAGACAGCAGUUCUAUUGGCUAUCUCUCAUCUGAUGGUAAUACGAGCGACUUCAGUUUUGCUAAUAUGCCAUCACCCUCGCCGCAAGCAAUGCAAGGUAGUGGUGAAAAUAAUAAUUCGGAGGAGCAUGAAAUCAGUUCUGAAUUGGACGACUUAAGUGAGAGUACUACAAAGUUAAGUGUCAAAGAGUUGCCCUCUACGCCAAAGAGUGGUGGCAAAGUACACACUGUGGCAGAGAAGACUGGAAGACGUGUUGGUUUCCUCUUCGAUUCCACACUAACUGCGUUUUUGAUGAUGGGCAACUUGUCACCUGGUUUGAAAAAUCAUGCUGUCACAAUGUUCGAGGUGGGCAAACUGUGUGAGGAAAGCAUGGAUUCAUUUUUGGCUGAGUUGGAAAAAGUUUCACUACUCGAUGCCGAAGGUGAAGGUGAUGUUUCGAGGUAUUUCGCACACGCAGUUAUUUUGAGGUCGACGAUUUGCUCUUUGCGUAAUUUAUUGCCCGGUGGUUUGGAUUUACUACGCCUGGAGUGUUUGGAAUGUUUGGAUCAGAAAACACGGGAUCGUGUCCUCGAAAAGAAAUAUAAAUUCAUAAUAUCUGCCACACCGCUCACGGCUACACUUUCACAUAUCUUUAGCAUUCCAUUUUUCGGACAAUACUACCGAAGCUCAGAUAGUUCUCAUAUGUGGACGAAACUAUUCUACAAUCAUAUAACAGGCUAUGGCCCACCAAGUCUCUUCCUUUGUCGCGGCACUGUACUUAAAACCCUACCACGCAUCUUUCUCGGAUAUGGAAAGUUGCUUGUUAAUAUACUGCAUUCCGAUUCGUACAUCUUGAAUUCUGAAAAUUUCCGUAAUCUCAACGAUCAGUUGAAAAAUGGUUGCAUACUUGUGCAAGGUUACGGUAUUCGGCAACCAGGUCAAUUGCGUUACGAAGCAUUCCCGUUCAAUCGAAACGAUCCACAUCAAUUAGAAUGGGCUAACCACAAAGCGGUACAGCAAUUGUCCAACUAUUUGGAUCUCGAACAUAAUUGUGGUUACAUAACAUUCCUUAAUACGGGUGUGCCAGAUAUUGGAUGUGAAUCGUUUGAUUUACAAGUACAUCUUAAACCCCCAAAGAAUAAAGUAACAAAACCAGUGAAUUCACCAAAUAGUGGCGUAUUAACAGCGAACCUCGCGCAAGAAACCGUGCCAAAUGCGAUUGCCAAUGCAACUGCACCCAUAACAGUAUCAGCUACUAAUCAACCGCAAGACCUGCUAUCGCCAGCAGAUGGUUCGGAAGUGACAAGUUUUGCGCGUUUGGGCAUCUCACCACUCAGUGGUAGCGCUUUAAAAACACCUGAUGAGAACUACUUUGCGGUUAGUCCACAAAAUGGUUCACCGAAGAAUAUAUAUACUUCAGAAGAUUGCAAUGAAGUGCUUGCAACAGAAUUGGCCAAAUGUGAUGCUGAUUUGGCGGCAAAAGCGAAUGCCAAACAUGAACUGGUGUCUCAAGGUUCAGUCGAAAUACCAAUAAAUGUGGCAGCGCUCAACAGCGACACAAAUUCGAUUUUGGAGAGCCCCGAUACAUCAAGUGAGGAUACCACCACUGAGGACUGGACCAUUUUGGAUGUAAAUUUUGGCGUGCCACUCUUUGAUGUCGAUUGCAAUACACGCAUAUGUGAGCAAAUUAUACGCAAACUUCAUGGCGAUGAGAAUCUGCAGACUUUGCCAAAGCGUGCAACUCAAAUGAAUGAGAACUUUUUGAAAUUCGUCAAGCAAUGCAUGUACUUCGAAGAUGAACCGAACCUCAAUCAAUUUAAGAUUGGUAAAGUCUUGCCAUAUCCACGCAUAAAUUUAGCAUUCGAAAAUGGACGUGUUUGCUACUGGAGCGGCAGAUAAACGCUUAUUGAUGGCGUAAUGUGUAGAAAAUAGGCUGGGCUUAUGCAAAAAGAAACU
Molecule: messenger RNA, 3337 nt
Organism: Ceratitis capitata (Mediterranean fruit fly)
Lineage: Eukaryota; Metazoa; Arthropoda; Insecta; Diptera; Tephritidae
Product: protein FAM91A1
Exons: 2
Coding region: 287-3280 (997 amino acids)
Source: RefSeq, a predicted model, not a curated record